Messenger RNA from Auanema sp. JU1783, 510 nucleotides. Lineage: Eukaryota; Metazoa; Nematoda; Chromadorea; Rhabditida; Rhabditidae. The record is from the annotation of a GenBank genome assembly.
AUGAUGAUCAGGCCCACGUUCACCAAAGAUUCUUACGAGCUUUGUACAAAUGGACCAAUCAUAAUAAGCUACAUCCCUGACACAACCAAAAUCGAUCAGGAGUGCACGUUUUCUUAUCAGAUUCAAUCUGGUUGGACUCCUCUUUUAUGUUCAACUGCCCAGUGUUUCAACAGAAUUAUUUGCUUGUCAGCUGACGCACCGUUGUUUGCGUGUGAGUCUGUUGAUAUCAUCGUGGAGGGAAAAGAUGUGGAUCUCAUUCUCCAACGUGAUUGUUUGAUAGAAAGGAAUGACCGCUCGAAUGUAGUAUUCACAGAUUUCCGGGGGUCCUUGCCGAGAACCGGAGUUAUAGUUCUUGAUGCAGCCGAUCUAUCACAAUUUGGAGAACGCGUACAGGCUCAUAUAUCUGACCAAAUGACGGUGUUCUGUGAGGGUAGACAGUCGAUCACUAUAAAAAACGGGUUAAACACUAGGAUUCAUAGAUUUGGCUCUGUUGCUUCUGUGAUAAGUUGA